Suillus subaureus is the source of this 1225-nucleotide messenger RNA. RefSeq lists its product as uncharacterized. The transcript has 7 exons. Bases 203 to 1141 code for a protein of 312 amino acids. Lineage: Eukaryota; Fungi; Basidiomycota; Agaricomycetes; Boletales; Suillaceae. The record is from RefSeq and is a predicted model, not a curated record.
AGUCAAUCAAUUAAUUGCCGCGUACGCGAACAGUCGCGGCUCGAACUUGGCUUGAACAUACGUAUAAAAGGCUCGCAAAAUAUUUACUACAGUCACCAUCUUUGAUCACCCACAGUUGAAGUUCGCCAAUUUUCUUCAAGUUCAAAAGUCCUCCAAUUGAAUUCUAAAGCCACCACUCGAAGUCGCUUCUCCAUCAUUCAUCAUGGGUCACAUCUGGUCAGCGUUCGUUCGCGAGACUUUUCCUCCGUCGACGCAGUUUUUCGCGUCUGACGUCCCAGACAUGUCCGGAAAGGUUGUUCUUGUCACUGGUGCUAAUUCAGGGAUAGGCAAAGAGACUGCCAGAGUCCUCCUCACAAAAAACGCCAAGGUUUACAUUGCUUGUCGCGACAAGACCAAGGGUGAAGACGCUAUUCGCGACCUAAAGGAGAGCACCGGAAAAGAAGCGUGUUUCUUGCAACUCAACUUGGCAAACUUGAAGUCCGUCAAGGCUUCUGGAGAAGAGUUUCUGCGGAGAGAACCUAUUCUGCACGUUCUAUUCAACAACGCUGGGGUAAUGACUCCUCCUAUGGAGAUGUUGACGGACGACGGUUAUGACUUGCAAUUUGGCACAAAUGUCCUUGGUCACUUCUACUUCACGAAAAUUGUCAUGCCUGCUCUUCUAGCGGGUGCUGCGCAGUCACCUGACGGAACUGCGCGCAUUGUGAACACGUCUUCUAACGCCCACUGGUUCGGUAGUCUGGACUAUAACACGUUCAAGGACUCCCCCGCCAGGAAACAGAAGAGUGCCAUGGGUCUCUAUGGCCAGAGCAAAAUGGGCAACGUCUUAUUUGCAGCUGAGGUAGCCAGACGAUAUGGCGACCAGGGUAUAGUCUCGACAGCACUCAACCCUGGUGGUGUCAAGACGGAGCUCAGCCGUUAUUAUGACUCCUUUAGCAAAAUGAUAGGCAACAUGGUUUUCCAUGAUGUAUCAUUUGGCGCGCUCACGCAGCUAUACGCUGGAACCACUGCAGAAGGAGCAAAUCUUAAUGGAAAGUAUCUUGUUCCUUGGGCGCGCAUUGGGAACACACACCCAGAAGCACAGGAUCCACAGCAGGCUUCGGAGCUAUGGAACUGGCUUGAGGAACAAGUCAAGGACAUUUAGGUUCGAUCGAUUCUCAAGUUGAUCAUAUCGAUACUAUACGGUUCUAUAAUUGCCUUCAACGUUUCAACGGUCUAGUGGUACAUA